AAGAGCACUUCCGUUUUCCUUUCGGCUCCCGCCCCGCUCCGCCAUCAUGAAGUCCUGAACAAAAACGGAUGAGAAUCGAGCAAAAUGGGGAUAACACGAACUGGAGAUGAAAUCCGCCGACAACACUAACGUGAUGACAGUACAAAGUGGAGCACGGAGCGGAUGCGUAGAAGCUAAUAAAUCAGUUCCCCAUUGAAAACGUCCCAGGCAGUACCUGGCGUUACGUUAUUUAGUUAGCGUUAUUGCUAACAGUAGCUAAAGCUAGCCUCUGAUUUUCUUUGGACCACAGCUCUGCUGCUCUCACUGCUAGCUAGGUGGCUAGGUUAGCCAGCAGGCGUCAGUCAGCUAGCUGUCACUUUAAUUGACUGGCAGUUUACUCAUGUCAUGUCCUGCAGACGUGUUAGCUGUCCAAUUGACUGGGAGCAUCAGGAUGGAGAGGGGUUUGAGUAAAAGCAUCGACAGACAGAAUGUGGUUUAUUCGUCUUGAAUAGACACCAGUGCCGAGGAAAGGGGAGUGAGACCAAUAUUUUCCAGCCAGGCCAGUUAGCUAGCUCAGAGCUAGCUACAGUGGAUCCCAAAAGCCACGGCGCUGGCCAUGCCGUCGAGUGUGCGGGCCGGGAGCCUGAAGGACCCGGAGGUGGCUGAGCUGUUCUCCAGGGACGAUCCGGAGAAGCUCUUCACAGACCUGAGGGAAAUUGGCCAUGGGAGCUUUGGAGCAGUCUACUUUGCCCAUGACAUCCGCACCAAUGAAGUGGUGGCCAUCAAGAAGAUGUCCUACAGUGGCAAGCAGUCCAACGAGAAAUGGCAGGAUAUCAUCAAGGAAGUGAAGUUCCUCCAGAAGUUGCGCCACCCUAACACUGUUGAGUAUCGUGGCUGCUAUCUGAGAGAGCACACAGCAUGGCUGGUGAUGGAGUACUGCCUGGGCUCAGCUUCUGACCUCUUAGAAGUCCACAAGAAACCCCUCCAGGAAGUUGAAAUAGCUGCCAUCACCCAUGGUGCAUUGCAGGGCUUGGUGUAUCUUCACUCUCACAACAUGAUUCACAGGGAUGUGAAGGCAGGAAACAUCUUGCUAACAGAGCCCGGUCAGGUCAAACUGGGAGACUUUGGCUCUGCCUCCAUAGUUGCGCCAGCCAACUCCUUCGUAGGAACACCUUACUGGAUGGCCCCUGAGGUGAUCCUGGCCAUGGACGAAGGCCAGUACGAUGGGAAGGUGGAUGUGUGGUCACUUGGCAUUACCUGCAUAGAGCUGGCGGAAAGGAAGCCUCCUCUGUUCAACAUGAAUGCUAUGAGUGCCUUAUACCACAUCGCCCAGAAUGAGAGCCCCGUGUUGCAGUCUAAUCACUGGUCGGACUAUUUCCGCAAUUUUGUGGAUUCCUGUUUGCAGAAGAUCGCCCAGGACAGACCUACCUCUGAUGUGCUGCUCAAGCACCAUUUCCUAUGCAGAGAGCGUCCAAUAACCGUUGUGAUGGACCUGAUUGCACGCACUAAGGAUGCUGUCCGUGAGCUGGACAACCUUCAGUACCGGAAAAUGAAGAAGAUCCUUUUCCAUGAGGCGCACAAUGGGCCGGCACCAGAAGGAGGUGAUGAGGAGGAGGAUGUGGAGCAGUAUAUGCUGCGCACCGGUACUGUAAACAGCAUGGAGAGCUCCCAUUCUCUGCCAUCCAUGUCAAUCAGUGCCAGCUCCCAGAGCAGCUCCGUCAACAGCCUGGCAGACGGCUCUGACGACAGUGGAGAAAUGGCCAUGAUGCAGGAAGGAGAGCACACUGUCACCUCCAACAGCUCCGUCCUGCACAAACCCCUGAGCCAUGACAACAUCUAUGAUGAUCCCUAUCAGCCAGAGGUUGAUUCACAACGAGAAGCUUCAUCCGCUGGCGGUGGUGGAGGAGGUGGGAGGCGACGUCGAGGUCGAGACCAUUUUGCCACAAUCAGAACAGCCUCACUCGUCACCCGUCAGAUCCAGGAGCAUGAGCAGGGCUCAGCCUUGAGAGAGCAGAUGUCUGGGUACAAGCGAAUGCGACGGCAGCACCAGAAGCAGCUGAUGGGCCUGGAGAACAAGCUGAAGGCCGAGAUGGAUGAACACCAGCUGAGACUCGACAAGGAGCUGGAGAAUCAGAGGAACAGCUUCUCCAUGGAGGGAGAAAAGCUCUCAAAGAAACACCAGGCUAUUCUGGAGAAGGAGACAAAGGCAGUUUUGGGUGAGGAGAAGAAAUUCCAGCAGCAUAUACUGGGCCAACAGAAGAAGGAGUUGACCGGUCUCCUAGAGUCCCAGAAACGGCAGUAUCGACAGCGCAAGGAGCAGCUCAAAGAGGAACUAAAUGAGAACCAGUCGACACCAAAGCGGGAGAAACAAGAGUGGUUGGUGCAUCAGAAGGAGUGUUUGCAGCAGCUGCAGGCAGAGGAAGAGGCGGGUCUGCUGCGGAGGCAGAGGCAGUAUUAUGAGCUCCAGUGUCGUCAGUACAAGAGGAAGAUGCUACUGGCACGACACAACCUGGAGCAGGAUCUGCUCCGCGAGGAUUUGAACAAGAAGCAGACCCUGAAGGACUUGGAAUGUGCCAUGCUGCUGCGACACCACGAGUCCACCCAGGAGCUGGAGUUUCGCCAGCUGAGUUUGGUGCAGCGUACAAGGGCCGAGCUGAUCCGAACGCAGCACCAGACGGAGCUCACCAACCAGAUGGAGUAUAACAAGAGGCGUGAGCAGGAGCUGCGUCAAAAGCACGCCAUGGAGGUCCGCCAGCAGCCCAAGAGCCUCAAAUCCAAAGAGCUUCAGAUUAAGCGUCAAUUCCAGGACACCUGCAAGAUCCAAACCCGUCAAUACAAGGCCCUGCGCAACCACCUGCUGGAGAACACGCCCAAGUCGGACCACAAAGCCGUGCUGAAGCGGCUGAAGGAUGAGCAGACUCGUAAGCUGGCCAUCCUGGCCGAGCAGUAUGACCACUCCAUCAAUGAUAUGCUGUCCACACAGGCUCUGCGAUUGGAUGAGACCCAGGAAGCAGAGUACAAGGUGCUGCGUAUGCAGCUGCAGCAGGAGCUAGAGCUGCUUAACGCCUACCAGAGCAAGAUCAAGAUCCACACAGACACGCAGCAUGAACGGGAGGUCAAGGACCUGGAACAGAGGGUGUCCAUCCGUCGGGCCCUGCUGGAGCAGAGGAUUGAAGAGGAGAUGCUGUCUCUGCAAAAUGAGCGCUCAGAACGAAUCCGCACCCUCCUGGAGCGUCAGGCCAGUGAGAUCGAGGCCUUUGACUCAGAGAGUCUGCGUCUGGGCUUCAGUAACAUGGCUCUGUCAGGCAUCCCCAGUGAGGCCUACCCCAAGCAGGGCUACUCCAACGCCCCGCCCUCCAGCUCCCGCUCUGCAGGCCACUGGAGCCACGGCAUCCACCCACAGAACCCGCCCUCACAGCAGCACUCCCGUCGCAGCCACAACAGCAGCAGCAGCAGCAGUGGCAUCGGUAGUGGCAGCGCUGCUGGGGAGCGCAGGAGUGAGUCCUCAUCCUCCUCCCACGCCCUGGGAUUGGCCCUGGGCCUGGCAAGGGAGGGCAGGGAGGUGCACCACUCAUCCCGCUCUUCCGCCUCCUCUUCCUCUUCUUCCUCCUCGUCUUCCUCCCACCAUCAGCGGCACCACCUGCCCCAGCACUACCACCACCAGAGCACGCCUCAACUCUACCGUGAGCGAGAGCGGGAUCGAGAUAGGGAGCGGGAGAAGGAGAGGGAGCGGGAGUGGGCUGGAGUGCGAGGUUCGGGCGGUGACCUGGCCCACCCACACCCCCUGCCCUUCUCUCAUCACCUGCCCUCACGCUCCUCCUCUCAGUCCCUGGCCAUGCUACCUCCCCCUCCACCCGCCCCUCCGUCUAUCUCUGGUCCGUCCUCCUCGUCCUCCUCUUCUUCUUCCUCGCAGGGUGGGAUAUAUGGUGGGGGUGGGCUAGGUGUGCGGGGCGCCCCGAGCUUGAUGGCCCUGAGGAACAGCCCCCAGCCUUUGAGGAGGACGGCGUCUGGCGGGGGGCCUGGAGGGGCCGGGGGCAAUGAUGGAGUCCUGAGCCGAAGCACCUCAGUUACUUCACACAUCUCUAAUGGCUCCCACCUCUCCUACUCUUAGACAGGGGGAGGAGGAGAGUGAGCAGGGAGGUAAAAAGAGGGGUGGGAGUGCUUUAGGAAGGUAGCUAUCACAGGUUGCAUCUCAAUACCUUCAGCUUGCCACUUUCCUCUGAUCUCAAGUCUCAGAAUAGCCGAGGAUUUCCCUCUUUAAUGCACAGAAAGGGAGUCAACAUCAGAGGCGAUGAGAGGACAAGCUGACGUUACUGAGCUGCAGCCUGCUUCUUUAGACUCAGGGUGGGUAGAGAGGUUUUCUCCCAUUCUCAAGGGUGUAUAAGAGGAAGGGAGGAAUGUAAACCACCUAUAACACCACUGCAUCAAAGGGGAGCUUAGAUAAAAAAAGAGGAGGUUUGUGUUUAGUGUUUUUAUCUUUGUUACCACCUGUAUAAAAGUGAGAUAGAAAGUGUUCAAGGAGGAACUUUAGCCUUUUUUUUCUCCUCGAGCUGCAGAGAGAAAGCCAUCAGCAGCCACGUCUUCUUCUAUGAUGUUCUUUGCUGGAAUGGAGAAAGAGAGAGGACGAGGGGAAAGGGAGAAAAAAGGAAAAUUCUGUAUUUUGCAUUGUGUAUGUACUUGUAUGUAGUCUGUAGUGUCCAGAUAUAUCUAGCAAGCACUCGUAACUUGGGCUCCAGAAAGGACAACUGGCAGAAUCACAAAAAGAUGGGUUUACUUUAGUCUCCAAUCUGCUGGAGAUCAGAAAACACUUUUUAUUGAUUUGCAUUUGUUAUUUGUUGAUGUUUUCUUAUUUUUUUUCUUUUUUUAUUAAGUGUCAAAAGAAAAAAAACAAACAAACAAACACAAAAACAAGUUGCUUGGAUCGUCACCAAUGCCUUUAAGGGGUUCUUAAAGGGAUGUUGUGCCAUCAAAAUUUUUAUUUGAUGACUGCGAGAUGAUUUAAGUAUAAACUUAUUAUGAAUACAGAGAAUGUUUGUAAAGGAAAGAGACUCUGUUUUAAAAUGCAGCUGGGAUACGGCGAAAAACAUUUGUGUGGACAUGUACAAAAAACUAAAGAAAAAAAGCUUUCUGGCAUCCAUGACAUACUGAGUAUCUAAACAACAUAGGUGUCUAUGGGAGUCACUUCAAUGCAUGAGAUAGAUGUACAAAACAUUUGUAAACAUGACCAAACACAUCUGAAACGUACCGUACCUGUCCAAGUUUCACUGGCAUUUAAGAUCACUUGUCCCACAUUUUUGAUCUUUAUUGUACAUAUUUAUGGGAAUAUUAAAAAAAACAAACAAAACAAGUCAUCGGUUUUAUAGAGUAACAAAGAUAACGAUAGUAAUUUUGAUAUAUUCAAAUGAGUAUUGAAUUCAAGAUUUAGAGCAACAACUCCAACUGCAUUUUCUAUAGGUGUCAAUAUUACCAUAACUAAUCCUGAUGUAAUUGUUGUUGUAACCAUGUUCACAUUUUUCAAGGAGAAAAGGGCCCACUUUUGAUCACAGCAGUUGGAAAGCUGUAAAAAAAAAAAAAAAAAAAAAAAAAAAAUAGAUGAUAAAAACCGUUGCAUU
This is a messenger RNA of Sphaeramia orbicularis (orbiculate cardinalfish), 5591 nucleotides long. RefSeq names its product TAO kinase 2b (gene taok2b). The record is from RefSeq and is a predicted model, not a curated record. Gene Ontology annotation, biological process: protein phosphorylation. Gene Ontology annotation, cellular component: cytoplasm. NCBI's taxonomy places the organism in Eukaryota, Metazoa, Chordata, Actinopteri, Kurtiformes, Apogonidae. Gene Ontology annotation, molecular function: ATP binding; protein serine/threonine kinase activity.